CCCGAGGAUGGUGAAUGCAGGCAGCUGCUGACCCUGCCUCCGCCGCUGCUUCUCGGGGGCUGCCGUGUGCUGGGCCCUCAGUCUCCUCCCCUUGCCGGGCUGUGGGUGAACCUGCAAGCUCCUUACCCACCCGGAGGACUUUUUUUUGAAAGGAGACCAGGGAGGGAGGGAGAGGGAGAGAGGGAGAAAACGAAGGGGAGCUCGUCCAUCCACUGAAGCACAGUUCACUAUGAUCUUACUCACAUUCAGCACUGGAAGACGGUUGGAUUUCGUGCAUCAUUCGGGGGUAUUUUUCUUGCAAACCUUGCUUUGGAUUUUAUGUGCUACCGUCUGCGGAACGGAGCAGUAUUUCAAUGUGGAGGUUUGGUUACAAAAGUACGGCUACCUUCCACCAACUGACCCCAGAAUGUCGGUGCUGCGCUCUGCGGAGACCAUGCAGGCCGCCUUAGCUGCCAUGCAGCAGUUCUAUGGCAUUAACAUGACAGGAAAAGUGGACAGAAACACAAUUGACUGGAUGAAGAAGCCUCGAUGUGGCGUACCUGACCAGACAAGAGGUAGCUCCAAAUUUAAUAUUCGUCGAAAGCGAUAUGCAUUAACAGGACAGAAGUGGCAGCACAAACACAUCACUUACAGUAUAAAGAACGUCACUCCAAAAGUUGGAGACCCUGAAACCCGGAAAGCUAUUCGCCGUGCCUUUGAUGUGUGGCAGAAUGUGACUCCUCUGACAUUUGAAGAAGUUCCUUACAGUGAAUUAGAAAAUGGCAAACGCGAUGUGGAUAUAACCAUCAUUUUCGCCUCUGGUUUUCAUGGAGACAGUUCUCCCUUUGAUGGAGAGGGAGGGUUUUUGGCACAUGCCUACUUCCCUGGACCAGGAAUUGGGGGAGAUACUCAUUUUGACUCAGAUGAGCCAUGGACACUAGGAAAUCCUAAUCAUGAUGGAAAUGACUUAUUUCUUGUAGCAGUUCAUGAACUGGGACAUGCUCUGGGAUUAGAGCAUUCCAAUGACCCCACUGCCAUCAUGGCCCCUUUUUACCAGUACAUGGAAACUGACAACUUCAAACUACCUAAUGAUGAUUUGCAAGGCAUCCAGAAGAUUUAUGGUCCACCUGACAAGAUUCCUCCACCGACAAGACCUCUACCGACAGUGCCCCCACACCGGUCCAUUCCUCCGGCUGACCCGAGGAAGAAUGACAGGCCCAAACCUCCCAGGCCUCCCACUGGCAGACCUUCCUAUCCCGGAGCCAAACCCAACAUCUGCGAUGGGAACUUUAACACUCUAGCUAUUCUUCGCCGCGAGAUGUUUGUUUUCAAGGACCAGUGGUUUUGGCGAGUGAGAAACAACAGAGUGAUGGAUGGGUACCCCAUGCAAAUUACUUACUUCUGGCGGGGCUUGCCUCCUAGUAUCGAUGCAGUUUAUGAAAACAGUGAUGGGAAUUUUGUCUUCUUUAAAGGUAACAAAUAUUGGGUGUUUAAGGAUACAACCCUACAACCCGGUUAUCCUCAUGACUUGAUUACUCUUGGGAGUGGAACUCCCCCGCAUGGAAUUGAUUCAGCCAUUUGGUGGGAAGACGUUGGGAAAACCUAUUUCUUCAAGGGGGACAGAUAUUGGAGAUAUAGUGAAGAAAUGAAGACCAUGGAUCCUGGCUAUCCCAAACCAAUCACCGUCUGGAAAGGUAUCCCUGAAUCUCCUCAGGGAGCCUUUGUGCACAAAGAAAAUGGCUUUACGUAUUUCUACAAAGGGAAGGAGUACUGGAAAUUCAACAACCAGAUACUCAAAGUAGAACCUGGAUAUCCCAGAUCCAUCCUCAAGGAUUUUAUGGGCUGUGAUGGACCAACAGACAGAGAUAAAGAAGGACACAGCCCACCAGACGAUGUAGACAUUGUCAUCAAACUGGACAACACAGCCAGCACUGUGAAAGCCAUAGCUAUUGUCAUUCCCUGCAUCUUGGCCUUAUGUCUCCUUGUAUUGGUUUACACUGUGUUCCAGUUCAAGAGGAAAGGAACACCCCGCCACAUACUGUACUGUAAACGCUCUAUGCAAGAGUGGGUGUGAUGUAGGGUUUUUUUUCUUUCUUUCUUUUCCAGGAGUUUGUGGUAACUUGAGAUUCAAGACAAGAGCUGUUAUGCUGUUUCCUAGCUAGGAGCAGGCUUGUGGCAGCCUGAUUCAGGGCUGACCUUUCAAACCCAGAGGGUUGCUGGUCCUGCACAUGAGUGGAAAUACACUCAUGGGGAAGCUUCCAUGAUGCACAGUAUCUGCCGUUCUUCAGUCCUUUGUCUUUCUUUGUCAUUCAGUUCUAGGCCUUUCCUCUGCACGCUCAAUGCCCAGUAAAUUUUCAGGAUUAACUAAAGAAGAGGAAAAAAAGAAGAA
Messenger RNA from Lynx canadensis (Canada lynx), 2368 nucleotides. It is a transcript of the gene MMP16, whose product is annotated as matrix metallopeptidase 16. The record is from RefSeq and is a predicted model, not a curated record. Gene Ontology annotation, cellular component: extracellular matrix. Lineage: Eukaryota; Metazoa; Chordata; Mammalia; Carnivora; Felidae. The transcript is spliced from 10 exons. The coding region runs from base 230 to 2053 and encodes 607 amino acids. Gene Ontology annotation, biological process: proteolysis; extracellular matrix organization; collagen catabolic process. Gene Ontology annotation, molecular function: metalloendopeptidase activity; zinc ion binding.